Gymnodraco acuticeps is the source of this 2890-nucleotide messenger RNA. RefSeq names its product neuropilin-1a-like. NCBI's taxonomy places the organism in Eukaryota, Metazoa, Chordata, Actinopteri, Perciformes, Bathydraconidae. The coding region runs from base 601 to 870 and encodes 89 amino acids. The record is from RefSeq and is a predicted model, not a curated record. The transcript has 2 exons.
CCCUCUCAUGCAUCGCAAGCGCACAGAGGGCGCACGGUGUCAGUUAGCUCGCGCCUCUCGUAGCGGUCGGUCGCUGCUUCAUGGUUGCGUCUCGCAGCAGGAAUUUUGGGAGUGGAAAUUCCGCUGUUAUACUUUCACGACUCGCUUCGUAUUCUGACAUUUCUGCUUUGAACACAGAGAGAGAAAGAGGUGGAGAGAGAAAUACGGAGUGAAAUCUGCAGAGCUUAUCCUCCGAUGUUCCGCUUGCUUUUCACUGAAAACCGGUUAACUACUGAUUGCUCCUUCUUUCAUUUUCCACUUGGAAGUAUCGAUCCUGUUUUCCCAAGGUUUGAUGAAGAAUCGCAAACUGCCACUUCUGGAUUUUCCCUGUUUCGAUUUUUAAUCUUCCCUGCUUUUUGGAUUAUAUUUUAUAUUUAGAUGGCAAGUUGUCCCCUGACAGACACGGGGAUUUGGUGCUGAAGCUCGCAGGAUGCUGAGGAGCCGACAACAACCACAUCUCUUACUUUGAGACAAUCUGCGCGUAUUUGUGUCGCUUUUGGACGUAAACCCCCCCUCUGGACGUUUCCCCCCUCCCGUUUGCCUUUAUUUUUCCUUGACAUCAUGUCUGUUGUGUACAAUCUAAGGAUGCGUAGUGGAUUGCUAUUGUUCAUUUUCUCCCAAGUCACCCUGGUUGCUUCGUUGACUCAGACUGAUAAAUGCGGGGGGACUAUAGAGAUCCACACCCCGGACUACCUGACCUCCCCCGGAUAUCCAGGCGCGUACCCGCCGUCCCAGCAGUGCGUGUGGGUGAUCUCAGCCCCGGAGACCGGGCAGAAGAUCCUCAUCAACUUCAAUCCGCAUUUUGAUCUGGAGGACAGAGACUGCAAGUAAGAUUUCACUCCUCACUCUCUCUCUCUCUUCUCUAUUAAUCUCCCACCCUUCCCUUUACUCCUCAAUCCUGCCUGGAUACAGCGUGAAACUCUGCCACCUAUUGGUCAAGGAUUAAAACAUCUGCUCCCAGGGAACAGGGUUUUUGAGAUAUGGCUCUCAAGAAAUGGGGUUUGAUGGGUUUUGUAAUCCAUACUUAAUCAGGAGGCAUGGCUUUGUGUCUCUGCUUGGGGUUGUUGGCAGUGCUUUUAGAGGAGAGUAAAUCCCAGCCAAACUCUGCGUGCAUACGCUUUCUUUGUAUUGAUGGAGUUCAGUUUGCUCAUUGCAGGAAUAGAGAAAUGGUGUUUACUUUUCAUCUAGAGACAGGCGGAGUCUACCUGUUUGUAUUUGGAGGAGGAAUCGAGUUCGUGCGGCUCUUUUGUUAGAAGGAAUACAACGUUGAGGAUCUAAUUUAGUUUUGCAAAUUGUUGGAAGUGCUGCCAUCAGGUUUUUGUGAGUCUGAGGAUUUUGGAAACAUAAGCUGAGGUUUUUUGUCUGGAGCAAUCAUCUUUUCACACAUUGUGCUUGUUCAUCGACUUUUAUAUGUGAAGCAGAAGGUUUUUAAAUCAAUUUCCACAAAAAGAAUCGCUAACAAUUACCAAAUUCACUUUUUCUGCUCGUCCAACAUAAAGACUGCUUUUCAUUGUCUUCUAUAGUUUCCUUCCUAUAACAUAAGAUGUACUUUAUUAAGCCUACUUUGGGAAAUGGUUUGGUUACAGAAGCAUGUAUACAAGGCAUUGCAAAUUAAAUAAAAACAAUAUAUUAAUAGAUAUGAGUAUCUAUAGAGUGCACACAAAUACAGAAUAAAGUAGAAUACACUACGAUAGACUAACCUACAAUUAUAAGAAUCUAUCAACAUAGGACAUAUAACGUUAUAACGUGUGCAAAGUGUGGCAUUUGUUCAUUAAAAUGGCAUUAGUUUUGAGUCUUUUGGUCAAACAAAAUAGAUUUGAUAUGAGUUUAGACUCUGGAAACUUUUAUUUGUGUCUUUUUCCUUCCAGACAAUACAUUAAUUGGAUGUGCAAAUUGUUAUCAGAUUAUAAUAAAAGUGAAUCAUAUGUUGUUCCUCUCUGCACUGGCAAGACAGGGAGCAGUUUGGUUUUAAAACUUUCUUAAGUGACAUUUAUUUUCCACACAGACAACACAAAUCAUUCCUGCACAUUCUGUUUCCUGGGCAUAACUCCACUAAACCUGUAAACAAGCACACACACACACACACACACACACACACACACACACACACACACACACACACACACACACACACACACACACACACACACACACACACACACACACACACACAGCCUUGUACCGCCUCUCUUUGACCCGGGAGACACACUCUCGAUUGUGUGCAUCCACACAGCAGCCCAUGUGUUGCUCUCUUCCAUAAAUAAGCCUGUUUUUAUGUCGGCUCCUCUGUCUUUUUUAAAAGCUCCAUAAACGGCUCCUGUGUAAAUCACGGCCGGCUGCACAGCGCUGUCCCACAGAUGGCUCCUCCAAUACUAUUGGAUCACGUUUCACCACAGAGGGACUCGUAAAGCACGAGGACAGUUAGUGAAUAUUGUGUGUCCUUUUUUGUGGAUCACACACCUUUCUCCGUGUUGUAUGCUUUUCUCCAGGAACACCUCAUUCUGCAAAGACCUUAUUUUGUGUAACCCAGGGAGCAAUAUAAGUAUGUAAUAAUGCAGUUUAAGUACUUAAUGAAAUCUAAUAAAUCUGUGUAAUAAAACUUUAGUCAGUGGUUAGGCCCUUAGUACUCGACCAGCCGAGUAUUAUUGUCUGCUUAAAUUACUUUUCCAUAGGUUAAUGCGCUGUGUUAAGGCAGUUGUAAAAUAAUGUGGUUUAAUCACGGUUUAAUGUGUGCUUAACAUUUUAGUGAUAUCUUCUUACAUCCUGUAGGAACAGAUCGGCGUCUCGCAUCAGACUGAGUACCAGAGGAAGGUUUUGAGCAGGGUUAAGAGAGGGUUAUCUGUUACAAUUA